AUGUUGUUUUCUUUCCUGGUCUAUGUGAUCCCCAUCUUUGGAGGGUGGCGGGCCGAUGUUUACUUAGGUCAGUACAAAGCAACCAUCGUGGAGGUGCUUACUUGUGGAUUAGCCCACAUUAUUCAAGUCAUCGGUGCCAUCUCCUCCCCUCUUCAGAAAGGGCCAGCAAAUGCCGCGUCUCCAUUUACCCUCGGUCUUAUCCUCGUUGCGUUUGGCGCUAUUUUCAAGUCCAACGCCUCGCCUACGAUCCUUGAUCAACAGCGUCAGAAAACAGCCUAUACCAAAAAGCUCAAGUCUGGAGAAACUGUUAUCGUUGACCCAGAAGCCACAACCACAAGGACCAUGCUUAUAUUCUACGGAUUUAUCAAUAUCGGCGCCCUCUUUAUGCUUGCUACCACCUACGCCGAACUAUUGGUUGUCAUUUUUGAUCACAUGAGUCAUCUAUCUGUUGCUCCCAGUUCUUCUAGCAGCUGUUUACAAGAAAAUGUACAGGGAGCCGCCUAG
Messenger RNA from Penicillium arizonense, 504 nucleotides. RefSeq lists its product as uncharacterized. The coding region runs from base 1 to 504 and encodes 167 amino acids. Lineage: Eukaryota; Fungi; Ascomycota; Eurotiomycetes; Eurotiales; Aspergillaceae. The transcript has a single exon. The record is from RefSeq and is a predicted model, not a curated record.